AUGUUAGCAAAGCAAAUUGCAAUCUCGGUUGUUAUCGACUCACUCGGCUUUUAUUCCAGGUCGAACGAAAUCGGUGAUACUUCCAACGAUAACGAAGGCAAAAUCGACCUGUAUCGUCUGCAGUUUUUCAGUCCGGCGGAGCACGUACCAUCUGAAAUGACGACGAAAAGUUUGCUCAACCCGGUUAAUCGUUUGGACACAACACUAAUGAACACGGCACACCGCGUCGAACUGCCCAUGAUCUGUUCUCAGAAACAAAGUGAG
Dicrocoelium dendriticum is the source of this 264-nucleotide messenger RNA. Lineage: Eukaryota; Metazoa; Platyhelminthes; Trematoda; Plagiorchiida; Dicrocoeliidae. The record is from the annotation of a GenBank genome assembly.